AUGGUCUUCACCACUGCCCUCCUCGCAAUCAGCCUGGCGCCAUUGCUGGCAGCCGCCCAACUGUCCGGUACCGUGGGCCCGACAACCUCCUACUCGACGAAGGCGAGCCACAAAAUCUGCAAUGUGCUCGACUAUGGUGGUGUCGCCGACAAGUCGACCGAUAUCAGCACCGCCAUCAGCUCGGCCUGGAACGAGUGCAAGAGUGGCGGUGUGGUCUACAUUCCAUCUGGCGACUACGCGCUCAAUUCCUGGGUCAAGCUGACCGGCGGGAAGAGCACUGCCAUUCGACUGGAUGGAAUCCUCUACCGGACCGGCUCUGACGGAGGCAACAUGAUCUACAUCGAGCACACUUCGGAUUUCGAGCUGUUCAGCUCGACCUCGAAGGGUGCGGUGCAGGGCUCUGGCUAUGAGUUCCACAAGAAGGGAGAUCUGACCGGGCCUCGGAUUCUGCGUCUGUAUGAAGUUACCGACUUCUCGGUCCACGAUCUUGCUCUGGUUGAUGCCCCGGCUUUUCACUUCACCAUGGACACUUGCCAGAACGGCGAGGUGUACAACAUGGCUAUUCGUGGCGGUAGCUCUGGCGGUCUGGACGGUAUCGAUGUGUGGUCUACCAACAUCUGGGUUCACGAUGUCGAGGUCACCAACAAGGACGAGUGUGUUACUGUCAAGAGUCCCGCCAAGAACAUCCUCGUGGAAAACAUCUACUGCAACUGGAGCGGUGGCUGCGCCAUGGGCUCCCUGGGUACCGAUGUCGACAUUUCCGACGUCACCUACCGCAACGUCUACACCUGGUCCUCCAACCAGAUGUACAUGAUCAAGAGCAACGGUGGCAGCGGCUCCGUGUCCAAUGUCGUCCUGGAGAACUUCAUCGGCCACGGCAACGCCUACUCCCUCGACAUUGACCAGCAAUGGAGCAGCAUGUCCACCGUUUCCGGCGACGGCGUGCAGUUGAACAACAUCACCAUCCGGAAUUGGAAGGGCACGGAGACGGACGGCACGGAGCGCGGGCCGAUCAAAGUGAACUGCGCCUCCCGCGCGCCCUGCACCGACGUGACGAUCGUGGACUUCGCGAUGUGGACCGAGUCGGGCCGCUACCAGAAGUACACCUGUAACAACGCGUACGGCGAGGGCGCGUGCCUGAAGCACGGUGACGACCAUACCUCUUACAGCACGACGACGAAGGUGACCACCAAGCCCACUGGGUACUCUGCGGCGAAGAUGAAGUCGGACCUGGCGAAGGCGUUUGGCACAGACUCGCCUAUUCCGAUCCCUGCGAUCCCGACGUCGUUCUAUCCGGGUGCUACGCCGAUUAGUGCUCUGGCUGCGCAUGCGACUUCUACCUAG
This is a messenger RNA of Penicillium canariense, 1344 nucleotides long. It is a transcript of the gene rhgB, whose product is annotated as putative extracellular rhamnogalacturonase. NCBI's taxonomy places the organism in Eukaryota, Fungi, Ascomycota, Eurotiomycetes, Eurotiales, Aspergillaceae. The transcript has 4 exons. Gene Ontology annotation, biological process: carbohydrate metabolic process. The coding region runs from base 1 to 1344 and encodes 447 amino acids. Gene Ontology annotation, molecular function: polygalacturonase activity. The record is from RefSeq and is a predicted model, not a curated record.